Esox lucius (northern pike) is the source of this 2743-nucleotide messenger RNA. RefSeq names its product tektin 3 (gene tekt3). The transcript has 9 exons. Lineage: Eukaryota; Metazoa; Chordata; Actinopteri; Esociformes; Esocidae. Gene Ontology annotation, cellular component: sperm flagellum; microtubule cytoskeleton; nucleus. The record is from RefSeq and is a predicted model, not a curated record. The coding region runs from base 221 to 1699 and encodes 492 amino acids. Gene Ontology annotation, biological process: cilium movement involved in cell motility; cilium assembly.
ACUGGUCUAGGCCUGCACCAUUGCUGCGUGCCCGAUCUCCAGAACUGGCCAGUCUACGUUACUAAUGUGUCUGACACAGUCCAAGGCUUGCAGGAGGGUAAAAGGAAGAGCAAGCUCCUUCUUAGGUGAGGACCGAUAGCGGUGAGACGGUGUGCUGUUGUGCUGGAUGUCAGUGGAAACCUUUGUUUUAUUCACAUAAAACACACAAGCCCCUGAGAAGAUGGAGCUGAUGGGAUCCACCCUGACAGCGGCAUACGCUCGGCCCAAAACCAGCCACUUCCUCCCAGCCAUCUCCACCAUGGCCUCGAGCUACCGGAGCAAUCAGCACACGCUGGCCAUGAACUCCAGUGCCAACCAGCCCUGGAGGACUCAAACCUACUAUCGCACGAGCAGUGCUGCAGCCAUCCCCACCCUUUCCUCCAUCCAAAGGGAGAACCUCGGCCUCGACGUGGUCCGGGCCAAGACUAUGUUCUACCCAUCCAACCGAUCGUCCAUGACCACCCGCUACACUCCAGACGACUGGUACAAGUCCAACCUGAGCAAAUACCGGGAGUCAGAGUCCUCCAGAAACAGUGCGGAACGCUUGAGGAAGGACACCAUCCGACUGAUGCAGGAUAAAGAGCAGCUGACAAGGAGGACCCAAGAGACCACUAGUAAGAACAUCGGGGAACGCCUCAAUGACAUCAGCUUCUGGAGGUCAGAGUUGAACCAUGAGAUAGACAACAUGGUGAGUGAGAUCAUGGCCCUAACGGAGGUGAAGCGCAGGCUGGAGAGGGCCCUUCAAGAGACAGAUGGGCCCCUGCAGGUGGCUCAGGAAUGCUUGUAUCACAGAGAGAAGAGGAUGUCCAUCGAUCUGGUUCACGACAAUGUGGAGAAAGAUCUCAUUAAGGAGGUGGAAACCAUAAAGUCAUGCCAGGAAAGAAUGAGGAGACAUCUAGACAAAGCCAUCGCUCAACUAGCGUCAAACCGAGCAGCUCAGCAUGAGCUGGAGAGAGAUAUAAGUGAUAAGAUCACAGCCCAGGGGAUUGAUGCCAGGUGUCACCAUCUCAGGAACACUUCGGAUGGGAUCAGCUACUACAGAGGGAUUGAGAGACUGGACCCUUCGCUCUCCCUGCCUGAUUCGUGGUCAAAGUUCACAGAUGACAACAUCCUUCACUCCCAGAGCCAACGUGCGGCUUCCCGCAAGCUGCGCGAUGAGAUCGAGAUUCUGCUGAAUGCCACAUCCAACGAGAUGUGGAACCAGUUUAACACGGUCAACGUGGCGUUCACCAAUCGCAUUUCAGAGACCGCCGAUACCAAGAACAGCUUGCAGGCUCACCUGGCUAAGACUCUCCAAGAGAUCUUCCAGACAGAGAUGCUGAUAGAGAGCUUGAAGAAGGCCCUGAGGGACAAGGAGAGCCCCCUGAAGGUGGCCCAGACCAGGCUGGAUGAGAGGACACGCAGGCCCAACGUAGAGCUCUGCAGGGACAACCCACACCACAGGCUGGUGGGAGAGGUCAGGGAGAUAGAGGACACCAUUCACAAGCUGCAUGAGAGGUUAAUGGAGGCAGAGAAAACCCUGCAGACUCUGGUGAAGACCAAGGCUGCCCUGGAGCAUGACCUGUCAAUCAAGGCCAACUCCCUGUUCUUGGACCAAGAGAAGUGCAUGAGCAUGAGGAAGACGUUCCCCAGCACACCACGCCUGGUGGGAUACACAUAAAGCCACGGCGUGCUGAGGUCCGGAGUUUUUUACUGGUCAUGUCACUUGAAAAGUAUCGUAUGCCUAAAGCCCAGAGUUUUGUCUGGUCAUGUCAAGAGCAUUGUAAAGUCUAACAAAGGUCUAGAUUCUUCCUACUCUGACAAGUGUGACCAGGGGAAAUAAAAUAUCCUAAUGCAAGAUAGGGACAGGGGAAUCUUAUUGUAUUUUCACACUGUUAUACCUACAAAGACCAUACUGUGCUGGCUCGGCUCUUUAUAUUGUCCUUUCUAUCAUGGUUCCAGCAGAUUUGCUGCAUGAGGAAAUUUGCCAGAGUGACGUAGAUUCUACUAAAGCACUAGGGGAGAGAAUAAUUAUCUACACUAUUAUAGAGAUUCUAAUCUGGUCCCACAACCUGGUCCACGCUGUCAAAAUUCCUGGUUUCACAGUGCCUCAGACUGGCUCCUGAGGGCUAUUGUCAGUGGCCAGAAGUUCAAAACCUGCUCACUGCGUUAAUUCAGUGUCUGGGGGGGCUUGCGUGUGAUGGUGAAAAUUGGCUCUGCCCAAUCCAAGGUGGGUGGGGUUGGGGUCAGAAAGAUAUGUCCUGCUAUUCAAACGGUAGUGACUCCUUAUAGUAGGUUGGGUACCUGAAAGCUCAGUUGUGGUUGUGGGAUGGUGAAUUUGUGUGCUUUUUAUUGUGAACUGUGAAUGCCUGUGCUUGCCAUCAAUUGGGCUUCUUCAAAACAAUACGGUUAGUGUAUGAUAAUAUGCCAGCUUUAUGAUAAUGGGUUUAGGGGAAAGGUAACACAGUAUAGUAUAAAAAAAACAUGUGAAUGGUUACUUUCUUAGAAAGAAACAGUGAAAAAAAAGAAAAGAAACUGAAGUUUGUCAGAUUUCCAGUCAAUCCAACUGCUUCAAAAUACUUUGAAUUUCAAAAACUGCCUGGUUUAACUUGAGAACUACAGAAAAGGGCAUGAAGAUCACCAUAUGCUACUCUUUAUUUUCAUUAUUUAUUUUUGUGUCUCUGAUUUCUCAAUAAAUUCAGCAGACAAAUCCUACGAAAGGUGC